AUGAUGUAUAAAGCUGUUGUCUACUUGGUUUUUUCUAUGUUAGUCUCUCCCUCACCCCAUAAGCUCCUCAGUCCUCAUAUUCCUUAUUUUAUAUUUUUCUUGUUUGUUUUUCCCCCUUUAGAAAUUACAAUGGCCUGAUCAAUGAUAUGUUUCCAAUUCGAUCCAUUGAUUAACCCUUUAUUCAAUUGAUCUGCUAUUGGGUACCGACAAAUAAUCAAAUUCGGAUCGAUGACGAAGAUUAGUCCCGAGUUUGAAGAAACUGUGCUCAUGGAGGGAAUUUUGCCAGUUUCAGUUGAUGUUAGCUUUGCUUCCAAUCAAUUUCCAAAAUAUAAAUUAGGACCUGACAAUCAGAUUUUAGAAGAUCCCCAGGAUGAAGACCAGGGCCCUUCUCUUAAAGAGGUUAUCGAACAGGAAACUGCCCAGUUGUCAGAGCAGCACAAGCGACUCUCAGUUCGUGACCUUGCUUGUAAAUUCGACAAGAACUUGUCUUCUGCCGCUAAGCUGUCUGAUGAGGCGAAGCUCAGGGAAGUGCCUUCACUGGAGGGACAUGUUCUUUUGAAGAAGCUUCGAGAUGCGUUAGAGUAUUUGAAAGGUCGUUUGGCUGGGCGAAAUAAGGAGGAUGUGGAGAAAGCUAUCUCCAUGGUGGAAGCUCUAGCUGUUAAGUUAACCCAAAAAGAAGGAGAACUGAUUCAAGAAAAGUUUGAAGUGAAAAAGCUGGCAACCUUUCUCAAACAGGCUUCUGAAGAUGCCAAGAGGUUGGUUAACCAGGAGAAGUCUUUUGCUUGCGCUGAAAUUGAGAGCGCAAGAGCAGUUGUUCAGCGAAUCGGGGAAGCUCUUGAGGAACAAGAAAAAAAUUCUGACGAAUCUAAUAAACAGGAAGUCGAGGGACUAGUAGAGGAAGUUCAAGAGGCUAGAAGAAUUAAACAAUUGCAUCAACCAAGCAAGGUGAUGGGCAUGGAACACGAGCUUCGUGCACUAAGAGCUACAAUUCGAGAGAAAACAAUAAUCUCGGCAAAGCUCCAAAGAGAGCUCACAAUGUGCAAAAGGGCUGCUGAGAACAAGUCUUGUUUAUACGUUUUAGAUGGUUCUGAAACUCUAGGUUCAUUUUUGAGAAUCAAAUGUGCCUCAGAUGCAGCACCUCCACUUUCGAAAUGUUUGAUUCAAUGGUAUCGGAUGUCAUCAGAUUGCAGCUGGAAGCAAGUAAUUACAGGUGCCACCAAGUCAAUCUAUGCCCUGGAGCCGCUUGAUGUCGGGCGAACCUUACAAGUAGAAGUUGUGUCUAAUGGCCAAAAAGUGAUCAUGAUGACAACUGGUCCCAUUGAAAGUGCUGCAGGGGUCGGAACACAUUUUGAGAUGCUGUUGCGAAAAUCGAACUCGGAAUUCAAUGUAACAAUAUCCCAGAUGAAUGGACAAGAUUAUGCAUCAAAUUCUGUUCAUGUAUUUCAUGUUGGGAAAAUGAGAAUGAAGCUAUCCAGAGGUUGGAUUACCAAAGCUCGGGAAAAUUAUUCGUCGUCGAUGCAGCUAUGUGGAGUUAGAGAUGACCGAAAUACCGCAACCAAGGCAUUAUUCUGGCAAGGAAGAAAGGGACUCUCUUUCGUGUUGACGUUCGAAUCGGAGCGAGAUAGAAACGCUGCAAUCAUACUUGCCAGGAAAUUCGCCAACGAUUGCAAUGUGAUGUUGGCUGGACCAGAUGAUCAAGCAUAGAAGUGAAAACUAACCAACUGAUCUUUCUCUUAGAUGUCUCAGUUUUUCCCUUUUUGCCCCUUCUUUUGGUUAAUUUUGAAAGUAGGGUUUUUUUUAGGAGUGUGAUAGUAAUAUGGUUUGUGAGUGAAGAAAAAUUGGCUUAUUUGUAAUGUAAUUUUUUUUUAAUUUGUUUUUGUUUUCUUUUGUUUUUUUUUUUUCCACUAAUUAGGUUGAGUUGUUUUAGGCAUCCUUUUUUAUUUGCCUAAUCAUCUGUUGUAACAAAGCUUAAAAGUUUAUAAUCAAUUGGUUCAUUUGUGAUUGAUUUUGUUA
Molecule: messenger RNA, 2013 nt
Organism: Benincasa hispida (wax gourd)
Lineage: Eukaryota; Viridiplantae; Streptophyta; Magnoliopsida; Cucurbitales; Cucurbitaceae
Product: stomatal closure-related actin-binding protein 2-like
Biological process (GO): actin filament organization; regulation of stomatal movement
Molecular function (GO): actin binding
Source: RefSeq, a predicted model, not a curated record